Melanotaenia boesemani (Boeseman's rainbowfish) is the source of this 2536-nucleotide messenger RNA. Its product is annotated as NACHT, LRR and PYD domains-containing protein 12. The transcript has 8 exons. NCBI's taxonomy places the organism in Eukaryota, Metazoa, Chordata, Actinopteri, Atheriniformes, Melanotaeniidae. Gene Ontology annotation, molecular function: protein binding. The record is from RefSeq and is a predicted model, not a curated record. The annotation marks the transcript as partial.
AGGAUCAUCUCCCACAUGAAGACAUCACGAAGCCUCCACAUCAUGUGCCACAUCCCAGUCUUCUGCUGGAUCACUGCUACAGUUCUGGAGGAUGUGCUGGAAACCAGUGAGGGAGGAGAGCUGCCCAAGACCCUGACUGACAUGUACAUCCACUUCCUGGUGGUCCAGACCAAAGUCAAGACGGUCAAGUAUGAUGGAGGAGCUGAGACAGAUUCACACUGGACUCCAGAGAGCAGGAAGAUGAUUGAGUCUCUGGGAAAACUGGCUUUUGAUCAGCUGCAGAAAGGAAACCUGAUCUUCUAUGAAUCAGACCUGACAGAGUGUGGCAUCGAUAUCACAGCAGCCUCAGUUUACUCAGGAGUGUUCACACAGAUCUUUAAAGAGGAGAGAGGACUGUACCAGGAGAAGCUGUUCAGCUUCGUCCAUCUGAGUGUUCAGGAGUUUCUGGCUGCUCUUCAUGUCCGUCUGACCUUCAUCAAGUCUGGAGUCAACCUGCUGAAACAAGAACAAACAGUUUCUUUUUGGUCUAAGUUAUUAAAUGAACCAGAUCUACAAUGUCUCCAUCAGACAGCUGUGGAUCAGGCCUUACAGAGUCCAAAUGGACACCUGGACUUGUUCCUCCGCUUCCUCCUGGGUCUUUCACUGCAGACCAAUCAGAGACUCCUACGAGGCCUGCUGACACAGACAGGAAGUAGCUCACUGACCAAUCAGGAAACAGUUCAGUACAUCAAGAAGAAGAUCAGUGAGAAUGUGUCUGCAGAGAGAAGCAUCAAUCUGUUCCACUGUCUGAAUGAACUGAAUGAUGGUUCUCUAGUGGAGGAGGUCCAACAGUCCCUGAGAUCAGGACGUCUCUCCACAGAUAAACUGUCUCCUGCUCAGUGGUCGGCUCUGGCCUUCAUCUUACUGUCAUCAGAAGAAGAUCUGGAGGUGUUUGACCUGCAGAAAUACUCUCCUUCAGAGGAGGUUCUUCUGAGGCUGCUGCCAGUGGUCAAAGCCUCCAACAAAGCUCUACUGAGCAGCUGUUCCCUCUCAGAUGAAGGAUGUUCAGCUCUGUCCUCAGCUCUCAGCUCCCAGUCCUCCAGGCUGACAGAACUGGACCUGAGUAUCUCCGACUCAGGAGUGAAGCAGUUGUCUGAUGGACUGAAGAGUCCACACUGUAAACUGGAAACUCUCAGACUGAGUGUCUGUGGCCUCUCAGAGGGAAACGUUGCAGCUGUGUCCUCAUUUCUCAGCUCCCAGUCCUUCAGGCUGACAGAACUGGACCUGAGUAUCUCCGACUCAGGAGUGGAGCAGCUGUCUGAUGGACUGAAGAGUCGACACUGUAAACUAGAAACUCUCAGACUGAGUGUCUGUGGCCUCUCACAGAGAAACGUUGCAGCUGUGUCCUCAUUUCUCAGCUCCCAGUCCUCCAGGCUGACAGAACUGGACCUGAGUAUCUCUGACUCAGGAGUGAAGCAGCUGUCUGAUGGACUGAAGAGUCCACACUGUAAACUGGAAACUCUCAGGCUGUAUAUGUGUGGUCUCUCAGAGAGAAGCUGUGAAGCUCUGUCCUCAGUUCUCAGCUCCCAGUCCUCCAGUCUGACAGAACUGGACCUGAGUAACAACGACCUGCAGGACUCAGGAGUGAAGCAGCUGUCUGCUGGACUGAAGAGUCCAAACUGCAAACUGGAAACUCUCAGCCUGUCAGGAUGUCUGAUCACAGAGGAAGGCUGUGCUUCUCUGGCCUCAGCUCUGACCUCCAACCCCUCCCAUCUGAGAGAGCUGGACCUGAGCUACAACCAUCCAGGAGAGUCAGGAGUGAAGCUGCUGAUGGCUGCACUGAAGGAUGAGCCUGCUGGAGAACCAUGGUUGAAACCAGGAGGUGUGAGGAAGUAUUCCUGUCCACUCACUAUCGACAUGAACACAGUGGACAGAAAACUUAAACUGUCUGACAACAACAGGAAGGUGACACGUGUGAAGGAGAUUCAGUCAUAUCCUGAUCAUCCAGACAGAUUUUACAGGCCUCAGCUGCUGUGUGGAAAUGUUCUGACUGGUCGCUGCUACUGGGAGGUCGAGUGGAGAGGAGAUGUUGAUAUAUCAGUGUGUUAUAAAGAAAUCAGGAGGAGAGGAGACAUCAGAGACUGCUGGUUUGGAUUCAAUGAUCAGUCCUGGAAUCUAAAAUGUUCUGAUGAUGAAGGUUACUCUGUCUGGCACAAUAACAGAAAAGCACCCAUCUCCUCCUCCUCCUCCUCCUCCUCCUCCUCCUCCUCUGUCUCUAACAGAGUAGCAGUGUAUGUGGACUGUCCUGCUGGCUCUCUGUCCUUCUACAGAGUCUCCUCUGACUCACUGAUCCACCUCCACACCUUCAUCACCACAUUCACUCAUCCUCUCUAUGCUGGUUUUGGGUUCUGGUCCUUGUCUGGUUCCUGGAUGUCUCUGUGUUGAGUGUAAAGAGUUUGAUCGUGUCAGAGAAACUCUGACUGGUGAACAGAUAGUUCAGUCUGUACAUGUCUGUCUCUUUCACUCAGAAACAUCUUUUCAGAUUCAACCAGUUUCU